This is a messenger RNA of Cloeon dipterum, 1901 nucleotides long. Its product is annotated as nonsense-mediated mRNA decay factor SMG9-like. Bases 370 to 1680 code for a protein of 436 amino acids. The transcript has 9 exons. NCBI's taxonomy places the organism in Eukaryota, Metazoa, Arthropoda, Insecta, Ephemeroptera, Baetidae. The record is from RefSeq and is a predicted model, not a curated record. Gene Ontology annotation, biological process: nuclear-transcribed mRNA catabolic process, nonsense-mediated decay.
AAUCCAAAUUCAACAAUAGAUACACAUCACCGUUUUGGAUUUUCUUAUUGUUUAGUUUAUAGUCAAACCAAUAAUAAUAGAAUUUCUCUCAUCCAUUUAUCUACUUUCCUCACACAAGUCCUCUAACCCUUACUUGCGGCCCUUGCGGCACGCCCCCUAUUUACCUUUCAGCUGUGCUCAGCUGCGCUGGUUGAUGCCGCCAGUACACGAGCAUACGCAGAUUAUCAAUAUCAAUCACAUGGUGUGUUGUAUUUUCAGCCUGGAGCCGUGGACUGCGACUGCAUGCUUAAUCGUGUUUUUCUCGUAAUAUCUGAUAUUGAUGGCGUUUUGUUCAUUCUUCCACAUUGUUAAAGUUUAAUCAAUUAGAUAAUGGAGGGUGAGAAAUAUCGAGAAAAACACAAGUUUGUCAAGAAAUCUUACAAAGGAAAGCAGCAUCCAAUCAAAGAGGUGGAAAUGAAGCAGCCGACGAUCCUGGUCCGCGAGCACACUCUGUCAGAGUCAUCAGGCACCGAUGGCUCACACUCCAAGCCGGCUCCAACUCCAGCUCCAAAGCAGUCAACUGUUAUCUUAAAGUCCAGGGAACAUCAAGAGACACGGUCCAUAUCACCAAACAUAAAUCUAGCCAAAGAUGACGAGAAAACAAAUAAUUCCACGGCAGCGACUCAUCAACCAGUUUACCAAAUCGCUACCAAAGCGCCGAAUAAUUCUUCUAGUGCAGCAAGUUCUGAAGGCCAACUCCAGGCUCCCCCUUUGAUGUUAGCCCCAGUGAAAAUUCUUGACGAGUGUUUGCAAGUGUGCGACAGCGCACUCGAGUACCUGAUGGACCAAAAUGAUUACCUUGUCGUUGGAGCCAUUGGUCCGCAGGGCUGUGGAAAGUCACACAUUUUGUCAGAGUUGGCUGGCAGUCCUGGAAUUUUCCGGUCAGAUGGUCAGAAUUAUCACGCUGGAGGGUCUCAUUGCACUGUGGGUGUGGACAUGUACGUCACUCCAGCCAGGGUGAUUUUCCUUGACACCCAACCCAUUUUCUCCGCUUCCGUAAUGGAGUGCAUGGCCAGCAUGAACGAGAAGAAAUUCGCCUCGGAGGCGAGCGUGGCGGAAAACACUGCUGAAAUCUCUGAUUUGCAUUUGAUCGCGUUUUUGCUUUCCGUGUGCCACGUGGUCAUUUACGUUGAUGACUGGCUGCUCAAUUUGGACGCUGUCAGGUACAUUCGUGACGCGGAAAUGUUGAAAUUAUCGCCUUCAAUGUUUCUAAAUGAACUGGCCACCGAGUACUUCCCCACCUUGGUAAUUGUGAAGAACAACGCUGCUGCUGAAGACUUCAAACCUGAAACCAGGGCAAAGGUGCAGGCCCUGAUCAACAGAUGCUUUCGCGGCUCCAAACUGAAGAUUGAUAGCCGAAGCAAUUACAAUUUCGGCCGCGCAAACUGUCCCGAUCAGGAGCCAAGUUCUGUUUUUCUGCUCCCUAUGAAUUCCUCCAAAAAUCAGGAAUUGAAUUUCCAUGGAUAUGUUAGCUACAAAAACCUGAUCUCCUCUCUCUGCCAACAAAUCCAAUCAGUGCCCAGGCAGAAUAUCACGCCAGUUUCAAUCUCCGAGAGGCACUGGUAUCAUCAUGCUUGCAAAGUGAUCGAGAAUAUCAAAAAGGGCAGCCUGUUCAUGGAAUACAGCAGAUUGCUGACAUGAGUUGAAUGUCCUCAAACGGCCUGUUUUCCAGCAGGGAGAACGACCAAAAUACAAUGAUUGAAUGCACGAUUACAAGGAAACGGUAGGACGAAGAAAAUGUUUCUUUGAGUCGCAUGUUGGCAUUCACUUGGUUCUCAUUUUAUGUCUCGGAUUUGCAUAAAUUUGAAUCUUCUGACCGAGUUUUCAAUUAAAUAUGCAACUGACUGAUGUGGACUGCAAAA